CGGAAGCUCAUUGAUUCCGAUUGUGAAUAAGGUGCAGGACAGCUUCGCACAGCUGGAGAGCUCGUCGACGAUCGACCUGCAGCAGGUGGCAGUGGUAGGAAUUCAAAGCAGCGGCAAGUCGAGAGUAUUGGAGGCGCUCGUCGGCCGAGAUUUCCUUCCGCGUGCCUCUGAUAUUUGCACGCGACGCCCGCUUUUGCUUGAACUGGUUAACAUUUCUCGCUGGCCGGAUGCGCCAGCAGACGAGGAGGAUUGGGGAGAAUUCUCACACCUUCCCGCGAAGCGGUACUACAACUUCUCGGAAAUCCGGUGUGAGAUUGAGGCUCAAACUGACCGUGAAGCUUUGGGUAACAAAGGAGUUUCAGACAAGCAAAUUCUUUUGAAGAUUUUCUCUCCAAAUGUUCUUAAUAUCACCUUGGUUGAUUUUCCCGGAAUAACAAAGGUUCCAGUAGGCAAUCAACCAAGUGACAUCGAAGCUAUAAUCAGAACAAUGAUACUGUCAUACAUUAAGCAUGAAAAUUGUAUAAUAUUGACAGUUUUACCAGCAAAUGCAGAUUUAUCAAACUACGAUGCACUUCAAAUGGCCCGGAUUGCUGAUCCAGAUGGUUCUCGAACGAUUGGCGUCAUCACAAAGCUAGAUAUAAUGGACAGAGGUGUAGAUGCAUGUAAUUUUCUACUGGGAAAUGUGAUUUCUCUUCGACUUGGCUAUGUCGGUGUGUUUAAUCGUAGUCAACAGGACACCAAUUUAAAUCGAAGCAUAGAUGAUGCUCUGGCCAAUGAAGAGGCAUUCUUUAGACAUCACCCUGUAUAUCAUGAUCUUUCUCAUUGCUGUGGAGUUCCAAAAUUAGCUAAGAAAUUGAAUCAGAUUUUAGUGCGGCGUAUCUGGUCAAUUCUUUCAGGAUUGAAGUCUUGCAUAAAUUCCCAGUUGGUGGCUGUGGCAAAGGAGCAUGCUGCCUAUGGGGAUGUUGUAGAAUCA
Molecule: messenger RNA, 973 nt
Organism: Phalaenopsis equestris
Lineage: Eukaryota; Viridiplantae; Streptophyta; Magnoliopsida; Asparagales; Orchidaceae
Product: dynamin-related protein 3A-like
Cellular component (GO): microtubule; membrane; cytoplasm
Molecular function (GO): GTP binding; microtubule binding; GTPase activity
Source: RefSeq, a predicted model, not a curated record